This is a messenger RNA of Stomoxys calcitrans (stable fly), 1504 nucleotides long. RefSeq names its product venom protease. Gene Ontology annotation, molecular function: serine-type endopeptidase activity. The coding region runs from base 219 to 1460 and encodes 413 amino acids. The record is from RefSeq and is a predicted model, not a curated record. The transcript has 6 exons. Gene Ontology annotation, biological process: proteolysis. NCBI's taxonomy places the organism in Eukaryota, Metazoa, Arthropoda, Insecta, Diptera, Muscidae.
GCCAGUUGCCAUUCGAAUCUUGAAAGCGAUCAUUGUCUUCGACAUUAACUCCUCCCAAGACGACUUUGUUUAGUUAUUGCACACGGAAAAAAACUGAAAAUAGACUUGUUAAGCGCGCAACCAGGCAAUAGAGUCUGCUAGUAAAAAAUCGAUUAAUCGAAAAAACUCAAACUAACUCCUAAUGACUGCCCAAGCUAAAAUUGUGUAAUCAAGUAAAAAUGAAUUUAAAAGUAGUGUUGUUAAUUACAACUCUCUCACAAACACUACAAUGGUCAAGCUGUGUCAUUACCAAAGAUUAUAUAGAUCUACUCGAUUUACCGGAUAAUGACGAAUUCUACUGGAGCAGACAUGAAAACGAUGACAGUAACGGCGUUUUAUAUCAAAGUGAAUCGACAGCUAUGAAUGGAACACAUUUUCCAAUACGUCAUCAUAUGAGAAAACGCCAAGCUAAUAAUGUGCCAGAAAUACAGGAGAAUCGCUCUUAUGGAUCAUGCCGUACCCCAGGAGGGGAAGAAGGCACCUGUCGUCACAUUGUUUACUGUCGUAUACCGGAGCUGAAAGAUGAUAUUUGGCGUUUAGUAUCACAUUUGUGUAUAAUUCAAGGCAGCACCAUUGGCAUGUGUUGCCCAUCACGUGUUGUAACCCGUUUGGGACCUCAAAUAAUAAACGAUGUCAAUGAAUCCCAGCCGCGUGUUGUUAAUAACCAUGCAGAACAAAGAGGUUGUGGCAUAACCACCAAACAAUUUCCCCGUGUCUCCGGUGGCCGCCCUGCCGAACCCGAUGAAUGGCCUUGGAUGGCUGCGUUGCUAAGGCCACGUUUGCCGUAUGUUUGGUGUGGUGGAGUUUUGGUAACAGAUCGUCAUGUUCUAACCGCUGCUCAUUGCAUCUAUAAAAUUAAAAAGGAGGAAAUGUUUGUGCGCCUGGGUGAAUAUAACACUUUGCUGCUGAAUGAGACCAGAGCUCGUGAUUUUCACAUAGGAAAUAUGGUGACCCACAUCGAUUAUGAUCCCUUGACAUAUGAGAAUGAUAUUGGCUUGAUACGAGUCAAUAGGCCUACCAUAUUUAACACCUAUAUAUGGCCUGUGUGUAUGCCUCCGAUAGGUAUGGAGUGGAAUGGAAAUAUGGGAAUUGUCACUGGUUGGGGUACCCAAACCUUUGGGGGGCCUCACUCGGAUAUUUUAAUGGAGGCUUCCCUGCCCAUUUGGACCUUGGAGGAAUGCCGUCAAGCCAUAGUUGAACGUAUACCUGAUACCAUGCUUUGUGCUGGCUUACCCGAAGGUGGUCAAGAUUCCUGUCAGGGUGAUAGUGGUGGUCCUCUAUUGCUGCAACUACCCAAUAUGCGUUGGGUCACCGUGGGCAUUGUAUCAUGGGGCGUACGUUGCGGUGAACCCAAUCGACCUGGCAUGUACACACGUGUCGAUAAAUAUCUACAUUGGAUUAUUGAAAAUUCCGAUAUUUAGUUGAUACACUUUUUAUAUAAAUCUUAUAAAAAUAUUCAAAUUUA